Molecule: messenger RNA, 5282 nt
Organism: Hipposideros armiger (great roundleaf bat)
Lineage: Eukaryota; Metazoa; Chordata; Mammalia; Chiroptera; Hipposideridae
Gene: RPGRIP1
Product: RPGR interacting protein 1
Exons: 26
Coding region: 212-3940 (1242 amino acids)
Biological process (GO): retinal rod cell development; non-motile cilium assembly
Cellular component (GO): photoreceptor connecting cilium
Source: RefSeq, a predicted model, not a curated record
GACAUCACAGAAGUCAGAGAAAAGAAUUAGCAAGAACUCUGGAGGAAGCAAAAACUGCUCUUGAUCACAACCACUAUUUAAAUUCAUCCUCUUCAAAUUUAAUCAGAGUGUCCUCUGGGAUCUCUUACAGCUUGGGAACUGAUAUGACAUCACAUCUUCUGGUGGACAAUACAUUAGAGAACUUGUUAGAGACAUAGAUUCAAUACCUCUAAUGAUACCAGCGUCAAAAGGUAAGAAUAUAAAAAACGAACCACCUUUCAGCAAGAUGAGCCGGGAAGAAUUGGAGGAUCGUCUGUUUCGUCUUCGUGAAGAAAACUUGUUGCUGAAGGACCUUUCUUGGAAGCAACAGGAUGAGAUGAAAAGGAUGAGGACAGCCUUGCUGCGGUUGACAGCUGCGGGUCGGAACCUGAGGUCAGAGGCAGCGACCACCCAGCAGCUCUCAGAGCUUGCCAGGCGGCGGCAGAAUGCGGGCUGGCCGCAAUGCCCCCCUAAGCACCAGCGCUCCCUGAUACUUGGGCUGCAACAGCAGUUCCUGUGCCGCAGCCAGCCUCGUGUCCACGUGAGACAGAGACAGCUGCACACCGCUGGUGCACCAGUGCCUGAGAAACCCAAGAAGGAGCCAAUGGACAGGCUGAGCUUUACAGCCCCUCCCACAUUCAAGGAGCAUGUGACAAAUGAAAAAACCAGAGGUGAAAUACCCAGUGAACCCAGCGAACUUGCCCAAAUUAUGACCAGCAAUACUAUGCUAGUAGAAGAACCACCCAAGUCUCCUGGGAAAAUGUGGUCCAAAGAUGAAGAUUUUGAACAGAGAAGCUCUUUGGAGUGUGCUCAGAAGGCCACAGAGCUUCGAGCUUCUAUUAAGGAGAACAUAGAGCUGAUUCGACUUAAGAAGCUCUUACGUGAAAGGAAUACAUCAUUGGUGGCAACAAAAGCACAAUUAACAGAAGUUCAAAAGGCAUAUGAAACUCUGCUCCAGAAGAAUCAGGGCAUCUUGAGUGCAGCCCAUGAUGCCCUCCUUAGCCAAGUGAAUGAGCUCAGGGCAGAGCUGAAGGAGGAAAGCAAGAAGGCUGUGAGCUUGAAGAGCCAGCUGGAAGAUGUGUCCAUCCUGCAGAUAACACUGAAGGAGUUUCAGGAAAGAGUUGAAGAUUUGGAAAAAGAACGAAAAUUAUUGAAUGACAAUUAUGACAAACUCUUAGAAAACAUGCUGGACAACAGUAAUCAGCCUCACUUGAGCAACGAGCUUGUAGAACAGCUACAGCAGAAAGUCUCUCAGUUGCAGGAUCAGCUGGAUGCUGAACAGGAAGAGGAGAGAAAAGUCUUACUUCAGCUGUCCAGUGAGAAAGAUCCUCAAAACAAGGAUCUGAAGCUUGAAGUCACUGACCUGCUACAGAAGCAAAAACAGGAAGUACAGAUUCUUCAAAAUAAAGACAAAAUUUCCCAAUCUCCUGACAGGCAACCUGACCCAGCCACUCCCCCAGCUCCAUUCCAAGAGGACACUCAGAUAGAGCCCUGUGAACCAAACAACCAAGAAGAAAAGAAACUGUCCCAGAUGUUAAGUGAGUUGCAAGUAUCACAUGCAGAGACCAUAUUGGAACUAGAAAAGGCGAGAGACAUGCUUGUUCUGCAGUGCAAAAUCAACGUGUGUUAUCAGGAGGAACUGGAGGCAAUGAUGACAAAAGCCGAUAAUGAAAAUAAAGAUCACAAAGAAAAACUGGGGAGGUUGAAUCAACUCCUGGACCUCAAGAACAAUCGUAUCAAGCAGCUGGAAGGUAUUUUAAGAAGCCAUGGCCUUCCACUAUCUGAACAGCUCAAAGAUGUGGCUUAUGGUACCCGGCAGAUGUCAUUACAUCUGGAAACAUUGCCAGCCCACAGAGAUGAGGAUGAAGUAGACAUCUCUCUGCUGCAUCAGAGUGAGAAUCUAUUUGAGCUGCACAUCCACCAGGCCUUCCUGACAUCUGCUGCCCUGGCUCAGGCUGAAGAUACUCAACCUACCACGUUCUGCACCUAUUCUUUCUAUGAUUUUGAGACCCACUGUACCCCACUAGCUGUGGGACCACAGCCCCUCUAUGACUUCACCUCCCAGUAUGUGGUAGAGAUAGAUUCCCUUUUCUUGCACUACAUUCAAGGCGCUUCAGCCCGACUUGAUCUACACCAGGCUCUGGCCAGUGAGCACCACACCCUUGCAACUGGAUGGAUUUGCUUUGACAGGGUGCUGGAGACUGUAGAGAGAGUCCAUGGCUCUGCCACACUUAUUGGAGCUGGUGGAGAAGACUUCGGGGUGCUAGAAUACUGGAUGAAGGUGCAUUUCCCCAUAAGAACCAGCCUACAGGCAUGCAAUAAGCAAAAGAAAGCCCAGGCCUACCUAUCGGCCAAUGUGCUUGGAGCCUGGGAGGCCCAGGAGAAUGAGGUUGCCCUUUUCCUCCAUCCAAGACCAACAUCUCUCCAGUCCAGAUCAGAGACUUGGAAGCACUGGAACGAGCUACAGGUGGAAAUCACCAGAUGCUGCAGCCUCAGGAGUCGAUGGCUGGGAGCCCAACCCAGCCCGUACGCCAUGUACCGCUUCUUUACCUUCUCUGACCACGACACUGCCAUCAUUCCAGCCAGUAACAAUCCCUACUUUAGAGACCAGGCUCGAUUCCCAGUGUCCGUGACUUCUGACCUGGAUCAAUAUCUGAGGCGGGAGGCCCUAUCCGUGUAUGUUUUUGAUGAUGAAGACUCAGAGCCUGGCGCGUACCUUGGCAAAGUCCAAGUGCCCUUGCUGCCUCUGGCACAAAACAAAUCCAUUAAAGGUGAUUUUAAUCUCACUGACCCUGCGGGGAAACCCAACGGAUCUGUUCAGGUACAACUGGAUUGGAAGUCGUGUUACCUGCCCCCAGAGAGCUUCCUGAAACCAGAAGCUCCGACUGAGGAGAACGACACCAAGAAUAGUUUAGAAAUGUCAUCUGAAGAGGAAAAGGUUUCCUUUCCUCCCCAGAACCAGGUGGAACCUGCUGAGAUUCCCAUUGCAGCUGGCCAGUAUCCAGCUAAGAGAAAACCUCUUCAGCUGGGAGAAAGAAAGGAAAGGGAACACCAGGUUGCAAGCUACUCAAGAAGAAGACAUGGCAAAAGAACAGGCAUCCAAAGAAAGAACAGAAUGGAUUAUCUUAGUGGUAACAUCUUAACUGGGAAUACACUACAGCAGGUGAACUACACUGAAUGGAAGUUCUCAGGGCUUCAGAUCUCCAUAGAUAAUGAUUUUAAAAAUCAGCAGAAAGAAGAGGAAAUGACAUCAUCCCCUUCAGCAUUGAUACAGAAGGAAGCCCUACAUUCUGUAAAUGCAGAUAAAGAAUCCUGUGAACAAGCUUCUGAAGUCAGUGAAGCACAAACUACAGACAGUGAUGACGUAGUGAUACCUGUAUCUCAGACAUGUCCUAAGCCAGCUUCAGAGAAGAUGUGCAUUGAAAUUGUCAGCCUGGCCUUCUACUCAGAAGCUGAAGUGAUGUCUGAUAAGAACAUAAAACAGGUGUACGUGGAGUACAAGUUCUAUGACCUACCCUUGUCAGAGACGGAGACUCCAAUAUCCCUGAGGAAACCGAACGCAGGAGAAGAGAUCUACUUCCAUUUUAGCAAGGUGAUAGACCUGGACCCACUGGAGCAAAGAAGCCGAAGGCAAUUUCUGUUCGCCAUGCUGAAUAGACAGGAUCCUGAGCAAGGACGUUUAAAGUUUACAGUGGUAAGUGAUCCUAUGGAUGAUGAAAACGAAGAAUGUCAGGAAGUAGGAUACGCAUAUCUGGAACUGCGGCAGAUCAUGGAAUCAGGAAGAGACAUUCUAGAGCAAGAGCUAGAGAUUGUUAGCCCUGUAGACGAGGCCACCCCAAUAGGAAGUCUGAAGGUGUCCCUUCAAGCUGCUGCUGCCUUCCAUGCUAUUUACAAGGAGAUGACUGAAGAUUUGUUUUCGUGAUGAAACAAGUGCUAUCCCACUCUAAACUCUGUGAGGGAACCAUAGUAAAAAGUCUCUUAUAAAGUAACUUGCUAUACCAUGAAUUUGGUUUACUGUGAUGUCUGGUAUCUCUCAACCUAACGAGGAAAGCUUAGAAUAUGCAAGUUGACUUUUGUGAUACUAGCUGGAUGAAGGCAUUAUUUUUAACACCUUAGCACUUGACCAGGCAAGAAACAGGCUUGCUUUCACGAACUGCCAAAGAACUGUCACAAAAAUGGGAAUUAUAAAAACAAAACAACAACAAAAAAAACCCACAGUUUAUUUUUCUUUUAGUUCUUCCAAAAUUGAAAAUAUCAAGUCCUACUGCUAAGGAGAAAAAAACAAACAAACAAAACAAAAUCCAAGAUCCCCCCUCCUCUUUUAAAGUCACAGAACACAGAAUGAACUGCAGCGGGACAGGUGGGUGCAGAGAACCAGGAGGGGGAGGAUGGCAAGAUAAACUCCCCAAAUACUUAAAAAGCUGUCCAACAGAAACUGUGAUAAAUAUAGGACAAUGCGAGACAAGUAAAAAUAAGGAGCAGCAGUGACGAGAGGCUGUGCUGUAGACGUGGCCUCCCUUCCUCUUCUCAUCAGGGUAUUCUAGGCCCAAGGCAUGAAUGACUCUUGCCCCUUCCAGAUUUAAAUGUUGACUCCUUUCAGCCUCCUCCUAGAUUCCAUCAGAAGCAGUAUAUGAGGCACAACCAUUCUUAUUCAGGUAUAUCAGAGAAGAAACAGUGGUAAUUUUGUUUCUACCAAUGUACCAUAUGUGAAUUUGAAAGGAGGAUGAAACCAAGCCAGGGAGUGUCACUGCUUCUUACGUCUUCCAAGGCAGCAGAAAUACCUCAGAAUCUGCAUGAGGCAAGAAAGCAGGAAAACUCAGAUGAAGGUACCAGCCCAAUCCGCCUCACUAGCUCAAGCUGUAUAGUUUAUCACACUCAUCAGCAAAUUCCAAGUACCUGCUCUUGAGUACUACGCAAAGAUGGAACUUAGAGAUGUGAGGAAGGAAGGUCAUGGCAGUAGGGUAGGAUGGAGGAUCAAAUCUGCUGGUCAAGACCCAUGGUACAGGUAGUUAAGGGUCACCUUGUACCAAUGUCUUGGAAAUAUAGCUAUGAGACAUCAAAGAAUAAGAUGUCAGAAGCCACUGAUGUUCUGGCAGAAGGUGACAGGAAGAGAGAGGAAUGAAACGGUAUUUAUUAACAGUGGAAGCCUCUGCCCUUCUUCAAGAACACCUCCUGCCUUGCCAUCUGGAUGGGGCCAUUGGCAUGUGUCCUGGUGGGCCUGGAAUUCCCCGAGUACAUUGGUCCACACAAAUGGCCCCCUAAAC